GGGCUAAACAAUGAACUGGCUGACCCGUUGCCUGGGCGAAGAGAGCGCUGCAGUGCACUCGACGUGGAUAGGGGAGGGAUGGUGAUCAUUAGGGUUGCCCAACAGUGUUGUUAUCGUAUUACAGAGGCGGGGGAAGCCACACUGGCAGUGCACAUUGGAGUUCUGUUUUAAAACCAAAUGCACAGUGUCUUUGAAGCGUUUCGGUUGAGAUCAAGGCUGUGAUCUUGGACAGACACUUGCAGCAUGGGAUUAGCGGCAGAUUGCGCUCCACGUUUCCGCAAAUCAUGCAGUCACUGUCCAUGUCCAUGCAGCUCUCCCACUUUGCACACACACAGAGCACUGAAGCACAUUUGAGGAAUGGCUAGGAUUCAUCUACUGCUUUUGUCUCAGUCCCCAUUUUAAGUUCUCUUAUACUUGUCCCGCAGAACCGAACCGAACAUGUUCUCAGUGCGGAUCGUCACGGCUGAUUAUUACAUGAGCAGCCCGAUCAGAGAGCUGGACUUGUGUUACUCCGAAUUCAGAGACAGCGAUAUGAAGAAAGUGCCCGUGGUUCGGAUCUUUGGGGCCACACCAGCAGGACAGAAGACAUGUCUUCAUCUGCACGGUGUGUUCCCGUACAUCUAUGUGCCAUAUGACGGGUUUGGACAGCAGGCGGAUCGAUACCUGCGGCAGGUGGCCUACAGCAUCGACAGAGCCCUGAACAUCAGCAUGGGAAACCCCUCGUCUAACACGCAGCACAUUUUUAAAGUGGCUCUGGUGUCCGGCAUGCCAUUGUAUGGAUUCCAUAUGAAAGAAAAAGCCUUUAUGAAGAUUUACCUCUACAACCCUCAGAUGGUCAAAAGGGUGUGUGAGCUCCUGCAGGGCGGCGCCGUCAUGAAUAAGAGUUUUCAACCCCACGAGGCUCAUAUACCCUUCCUGCUGCAGCUCUUCAUCGAUUACAACCUCUACGGAAUGAACAUGAUCAAUCUCGCCGCUGUCAAGUUUCGCAAGAGCCAUGUGAGAGGAGAUCAUAGGUCCAGUAAGAUCAAUGACACCAUCCCAUUGAGGAGUCCCUGCACAUCCAAAUUCAAUGACAGUGGGCUGAGGGACACAGUGUGCACUCGCUGGGAGGAAGACAACAUACCAAGUUCUCUGAUUCUAGAGGAGGUGGAACGCAUGAGUGUGUGUGAACUGGAGGUUGAUGCCGUGGCUGCUGAUAUUCUCAACCGACUUGAAAUUGAGAAUCAGAUUGGGAGGAACCCUGGUCUACAGGCCAUCUGGGAGGAUGAGAAACAGCGACGACGAGAGCGAAGUCAAAGCUCUCAGAUCGACAUGCCUGAGUCACAGGAUCGAGACUUUGUGGAGUUUGCGGAGAGUGAAAGAAUCUUCAUGAAGAGAUUUCAGGAAAUUCUCAGGGAAAAUGAAAUUGACAUGACUCAGACUGGCUCUGAAGUUGAUGCUAAUGAAGACUCUUUCACUGAGCUUUCCCUCCAUCCUGCGGUCCUGAGCCCUGAUGACUUACCCAGCAUAUAUGCCAGCCAAUUGGAUGUGCACCAAGAUGCAAUCAAAGAAACAAAAAUGCUUUGUGGCAAAGAUGCUGAAGUGGCAGUUGUUGAUGAAGAGGCCAUUUUGAGUUUGCUGGAAAACAGUCAGACCUUCCACCCUCCCUCUCAGAGAUCCAACCAAUCAGCAAUACUUGACAACAGUCAAGACCAGGCUAUGGUUGAUCUGCUUGAGGCUUUGGCUGAUGAUGGGUUUAGAGCCGACAGGUCCAGAGCAGUGUCCCAGCAGCGGCUGUCUGGAAGUGCUAGCUGUAUCUAUAACAGUGAUGAUGAGGAGGCGGGGCCUGAGCUGGAGAAAGAAGAGGCGGAGCUCAGUAUAAUAAUGUCACAAAGAUGGGACAAUGACAUGCCAGAACACUCCCCCAGGAGAAGAUUAUGUGUGAAAGAAGCAAAUGAAAGCUCUAGUGAGGAGCAGCAGGCCUCUUCAGAUGAGGAGAUGGACUGGAGGGGAAGUUGUUCUUUCCUUGCUGAUCUGUCCAUUCAACAGUUGGAUGGGACAGCUGAUGAGAACAGUGAUUCAUCACUGACAGAUAAAGGAUCCCGGACACAUUCAUCUUUAACAGCAGCAGACAAAUUCCUUGGUAGCAGAAAUGUUUUUCCAAAUGAAGCUGAUCGUUUGGAGCCGCCGUCCUCUACUAAAAUUAUCCUUGAGUACAAAUGUGCUGAGCGAAGACCCACUCAAGAGGAUUCAUCGGAUACGCUUUUCAAAAGUCAAGAGGCAAUUGAAUGUUCAACUGGAUUAAGAGUUAAUAAAGACAUUCCAUAUAUUCCGCCUGUUAAACACCCAAUCACUUGCAACAUGGCAAAUAUAUCCCAAAUUGAUACUGACAAAAUAGGUGUACUCCCUUUGUACACAGAUGAAAACCAAGCCACUGGCCUUAACCAGCCAGAUUCUGAUGGCUUGUUGUUUGGAAACACUAAACUUUCCCUGAGCAGGAAAAAAUAUAGCAGUAUUAAAAAUGUGGAAAAGAACCCUUUAUCCAUCCUGGAGAAUCACAGGAGCUUCUCAGUAAGUUACUCAGAGCUGAUGAACACCAUGACUGAGAUAGAGCCAAGUCCCAAAGACUGCAGAAGUACAGUGAUAAGGAGAUUUGACCAGACACAAAGUCCUGUGGAGGAGAGCCAGCCUUUGGCCCCAAAGGAGGGUGAGACAGGACAUGGCAGUAAAGAGGGAGAUGUUGGGGAACUGAAAAUAAGGUAUGAGGACUACCAAGAAAAUAAAACCGAGAGGACUAUUGUUGCACAGCAGGAGGCACACUACAAAUUUUUCCCCAGUGUUAUCCUCUCUAACUGUCUUUCCAGACCUAUCAAAAAACAGGUCACGAGCAAGACUGGGGAUAGCUGCUGUACCUUAGAUCAUCCUGAACAGCGAAGGUUAAAGUUGACCAAAAAGAGAUCCACAUUAGGUCAAAAAAGAGUAAGUCCUGUGAGGACCCCAGCUCCAAUGAAAGAGGAAGCCACACCAUUUCCUUGUGUCACUCUGGGCUCUCUCAACCAGAAAGAAAGGGAUAGAAAGGUCGACAUAGACAGUUCAGAUCCACCAGCUAUUAAAAGCUUAAUUGAGAGCUUGGUAGAGGAUGAACUCGCAGAUAUCCCCACCAAAGUCUCUUGCACCAAGGUUUCCAGUUUGCCAGGGAGCAAAUACACCUUGCGGGCAAAAAGAAAAUUGAGUCAUGAAAGUGAGGAUGGAGGCCGUUUUAUUUCCCGUUCUUUUAAACAAGCUUCGGUGCAUCAUGAAGGUGUUAAAGACAACCCUGUCUUUAGCCAAAAAAAGAGAAAGCUGUCUAAAAAAGAGCCUCCAAUCAUCAUCAAGUAUAUAAUUAUCAACAGAUUCAAAGGUCAGAAGAACAUGCUGGUGAAGAUUGCUAAAAUUAAUGCUGAUGAACCUCACACAGUUUUAACCACAGAAAAGCUUGCAGAGUACAAAAAGCUUGCUCCUCUCAAAGAAUUCUGGCCCAAAGUCCCAGAGUCAACAGCAGUGAAGUACCCGCUGGCUGAGCCAAAAGUAAAGAAAUGCCCCAAACGAAAAAUCAAGGUCAAUCCAGCAUCAAAGAGGGCUAGUACAUCCCCAAAAUCCAGAUGUGCACAAGCCAGUCAGACCAAAAGGACAAAGAGGGUUAAAACAGCAUUAACUUUGCCCAAAUUACCCACUCCAUGGCCUUGUUAUAAUGAUUUUACCGAUGAUUACUGUACAGAGUAUUCUGAUGUGAUGGUGGAGUUGGGUUAUUCAUCUGAAAGAGCCCCCAGUCCUUCCGAUUCAACUCCACCUAGAUGUUGGUCACCUACUGACCCUUUAUUGGAAUCAAAUUCAAAUGAUCAUCUCAUAAACCCCCAUAAUGACCCAUGUCUUGGUUCAUCCUAUCAGUUACUGACUGUAAAACCGUACAGAAGCAUCCUUCAAGACAGAAUCAGGAGAUCCAGGCCUAAAAAAGCUUCUGCUAACAGCCCAAAAAGAAGGGCUAAGAUAACAGCAAAGCCAGUGGACAAUGAUUCUGUGAAAACAGAGAAUUCACAAAGGAAAAGAAAUCGAGUGAGAACGCAAAAGAAACAUUGUGAAAGUAUUGAGGGGACUGUUCUCGGAGUCGGCACAUCUUUAUCUCAGAAAGGCAGGACGCGAAGCAAGAAACAAAUAUCUGGAAACUCCUUGUCAAUUAAAGGGAGUAAUAACUUGCAGACUCCACUUCCUGAUCACACGGCCCCUCUUCCUUCCUCAUCUGAUGACUUGACUCCUUUCCAGCAUCCCAUUUCUCUAAAAAGAAGUCAAGAGGACCUCACUGCUAGUUGUUCAGAUUCACAAACAAGCACCAAGAUUGAAAAAAUGUCAGAUCAAGAUGAUGUUUUUGUCUUCAAUGCAAUUACCUCAAGUACACAAGACUCACACAUUGUCCCCAAUACCUUUAUUGAAAAGUCUCUGAAUAGUAUUCUCUCCCCAGCCACAAAGACUGUAGGGCAUCCAUGUUCUGUUAUCACAUACAGCAGAUCCAAUUCAAGAUCUCAAAGCGUGAGUCGAGAUGGGACUUUCAUGCUAAAUCCCUAUGAAUUUAAAUCUGACAUCUCAAGCCAGGAAGAGAGACCCAGAACCGUACUGCAUUCACAAUCAAACACAAAAAUAACCAUAAAAUCAAGAAGACAGCCAACAAAAAAGAAAGAUAAUGUAGCAUCUCUGUCUGAUCCACCCUCUGAAAAGAGUGCAAUUAAAGAUGAACCACAUACUGAUCUUACUUUGUCCUCGGGUCCCAAAAGUGGAGAAUUAUGUGCCUUUGAGAUGCCCUCUGGGUUGGCUGUCUUGAAGGAGCAUCUCCAGAAGAGGCAACACAAGGCAGGACAUGGACCACAGGAAAAUGUUCACAUGACUGAAAAUGCAUCAUCCACCAUUCAGCCCAUUGAUGUUUCAAAAACGGCCAAAUCUAAAACAGCCCCUUCAAGGAACCCAAGAGCUGCAAGAAAUAAAGUUCCAAAAGAGUUGAUGUCCACGAGCAAGAGAAGUAAUAAAAGUAAACAAGAUAAUUUGGUGACACUUGACAAAAUAUCAUCAGAUGACAGUCCUGUGUUUUUGUCUGACCCUGGCUUUGACAGCUGCUGCUCCAUUGAGGAUAGUUUAUCCCCAGAGAUCCCAAACAAUUACAGCUUUGAUAUCAAUGCCAUUGGCCUGACUGAGUUUUCCUGUCUUUAUUCUGGUAACCAGUUUGUGUUAACUGACAAGAGCUUGCCUCAGAAGUUCCUUAGUGAUGUCAGUCAGGAGGCAAUCAAUGUCCUGGUUGAAGGGCUGGGGAACAGGGCACAAAAAGUGUUUGAGGUUGAUGAGAACACCAAGCAUGGACAGGACUGGCAUAAGUCUAGGGCUCUUAGUCCAGAGCUCUUUGACAAGUCAACUUCUGAAAAUGGCAGAAUUGUUCCAAAUGAGGUGUCUCUGCUUGAUUCGGAGAGGAUCUUUAGCAGAGAUUGGGGGAGCUCUUUAGGAAAAAUCCAUGGACUCAGCCACUUUCAGGACUUUCACUUUGAAAAGAGAGAUGUUUUUCUUGACCCAGAACCCUUUCUCCCCCUCACUUCUGCUUCUUUUGCUGAUAAUCGUGUUUCACCAAGUACCAAUCUCCUAGAUGGCAGUGAUGCUUUAAAUUCAGCAACCCCAAGCAGUUCCCCACAAUCUAUCAACUCACUGUCCCAGCUGAGGAAUGGAGGUCAGACUUUAAAGAGUGGAGGAACUCGCAUUCUAAAACCACUCAUGUCUCCACCUACUCAGGAAGAGAUCUUGGCUCCUCUAAUGGAUCUGGACCUCUCAGAAGCCACCUACCAGGAACCAUUCUGCAGUGACCCAUCAGAUGCACCUUUGAAGCCAAGGGAGGUUGGUGGUCGAAAGUUGACAUUGGAAACCAGAUUAGCAAAUGAACUAGCUGAGUUUCAUGGGGACUUGUCUCAAGAGGGCUUGCAGUUUUGGAAACUUGCAUUUUCUGCCAUGACAUAUCCAGGCUCUGCACCAACCCAUGCUUCUAAAGACUUAAUAACUACCAAGGACCAAGCCCCAUCCUCUGGCAGUGAUCAAAAGGUGAUCAUGCUCCCCUGCAAAAGUGCUCCAAGCUGGGAACAGGUGCAGCUUUGGCUGCAGGCCAAAAAACAGUAUGAAUGUCUUCAGAGGAAUAGGAAACAAAUGGGUGGCCAGACAAUUGCAGAGUUAAAGCAGAGCACAUAUGACAGGACCUCACCUCAGAAGAAGGACUUGGAUUCACUUUGCUCAGAUAAUUGUGAUAUGGGUCUUGAAAAAGCUUCACAGUUGCAGAGUAUGAAGAGGAAUGGCUUGAGUUUACCACUCCAUAUUUCACCAGUUAAGGCAGCUUCAUCUAACAGUAGCCCUAAGAGCAUGAAAUAUAUCUUGGACACUGAGGCCAAAGAUCAGAAGUGGGAGGUAAACAAAGGCAGUCAGGUUACUUCCUUAAGCUCACCUGAGCUUCCUACAUGGCAACAAAGCCAUGAAGAUUUUAAACAGAAUGAAGACAAUACAAAUUUGUCUGAUGGAUUACCAUCCCUCCAGAUGGAUCAGUCGCAUCAUAAUCUCUAUUGCACUUAUCGUGAAAAUGCACAGCCAAAUGACCUCUUGAGCCCAUCUCUUUUUUCUAUUAAAUACCAAGUUUCAGAUGUGAAAAACUCUUAUCUGCUCCAUAGCACACCUGUCCUUAGGAGAAGCACUGAUGACGAUGGGUCUAUCUGCAGUCCAACAAAGUAUGAGGAUAUGGAGCCCAGAUCACGAAGGUUAUAUCUGAGGAGUGACAAAAACAAAGAUGCUUUACGGAGAGUUUUGCUUACCACACAAAUUAAGAAUCAGCUUGCUGCAAUUAACGUUCCGAAGAGAGAGAACCCUCAGAUCGAGGGUCCAUCAAUCUGCAAUUCAUAUGGCUUUAAAGCCAGUAUGCAGAACUUGCAGGAGGCCAAAGCGCUGCAUGAGGUGCAGUACCUCACACUGAUGAGCAUGGAGCUCCAUGCAAGGACCCGCCGAGACCUUGAGCCUGACCCUGAGUUUGACCCAAUUUGUGCCUUAUUCUACUGCCUCAGUUCUGAUACCCCUCUCCCCAGUUCUGACACAAUCCAGAUGACCGGCACCAUCGUUGUUGAUAAAGAUUGUUGUACUUCAGCCUCAAGCAGCACAGCUCCUCUGCUUUUUAGAUCUGGUGUGACAGGACUGCAGGUCACCUAUGCCAGCGAUGAGAAGGAGCUGUUUGAAAAGAUCAAUAACAUAAUGACAAAGUAUGACCCGGACAUCCUGAUUGGCUAUGAGGUCCAGAUGCACUCUUGGGGCUACCUACUGCAGCGGGCGUCAACACUGGGUGUGGACCUGUGCCAGCAGCUCUCCCGUGUCCCAGGAGAUGCAAAGGAGAAUCGCUUCACAGCAGAGAAAGACGAAUAUGGUGCGGACACCAUGACAGAAAUCCAUAUUGUUGGACGCAUUGUCCUCAACCUGUGGAAGGUUAUGAAGACUGAGGCUGCAUUGAAUAACUACUCUUUUGAGAAUGUUGCUUUCCACCUCCUGCACCAGCGCUUUCCUCUCUACAGCCAUCGCACACUCUCGGACUGGUUUGACCACAACACACAUCUGCACAGGUGGAAGAUGGUGGAUCACUAUGUUAGCCGUGUGUGUGGUAUAAUGCAGUUGCUCCAGCAGCAGGAUGUUAUUGGCCGGACAAGUGAGCUUGCACGUGUGUUUGGGAUCCAGUUCCUCCAUGUGCUCACCAGGGGGUCACAGUAUCGCGUGGAGUCAAUGAUGUUAAGGAUUGCAAAGCCAAUGAAUUACAUCACAGUGACUCCAAGCACACAGCAGCGUGCCCAGCAGAGAGCCCCACAGUGCAUUCCACUCAUCAUGGAACCAGAGUCACGUUUCUAUAGCAACUCAGUCAUUGUGUUAGAUUUCCAGUCGUUGUACCCGUCCAUCGUCAUCGCCUACAAUUACUGUUUCUCCACCUGCCUCGGACAUGUUGAGAAUCUCGGAACGUCUGAUGAGUUCAGGUUCGGUUGCACAUCACUCAGAGUUCCUCCUGACCUCCUUUACCAGCUCAGAAAUGACAUCACUAUUUCUCCCAAUGGCAUCGCAUUUGUUAAGUCGACAGUGAGAAAGGGUGUCCUUCCUAGUAUGCUGGAGGAGAUUUUAAAGACGAGGAUUAUGGUGAAGCAGUCCAUGAAGGCGUACAAAAACGACAAAGCCCUGUUUCGCCUGCUGGACGCCAGGCAGCUUGGCCUCAAACUCAUCGCUAACGUCACCUUCGGUUACACUGCUGCCAAUUUCUCAGGACGUAUGCCCAGUGUCGAGGUGGGUGACAGCAUUGUGCACAAGGCCCGAGAGACACUGGAGAGAGCCAUUAAGAUGGUGAAUGAUACCAAGAAGUGGGGAGCACGUGUGGUGUACGGAGACACAGACAGCAUGUUUGUGUUGUUGAAGGGAGCCACGAAGGAACAGGCAUUUAAGAUUGGUAAUGAAAUUGCAGAGGCUGUGACCGCCACCAACCCUAAACCUGUCAAACUGAAGUUCGAGAAGGUGUACCUCCCAUGUGUGUUACAGACUAAGAAGCGUUAUGUUGGAUACAUGUACGAAAGCUCGGAUCAGAAAAACCCCGUGUUUGAUGCCAAAGGCAUCGAAACUAUACGUCGAGAUGGCUGCCCCGCUGUUGCCAAGGUUCUGGAGCGAUCUCUGAAGCUGCUGUUUGAGUCGCGGGACAUCAGCCAGGUGAAGCAGUACGUGCAGCGGCAGUGUGUGAAGGUGUUGGAGGCCAAAGCCAGCAUGCAGGACCUCACCUUUUCCAAAGAGUACCGCGGCAGUGGAUCAUACCAGCCAGGGGCUUGUGUACCUGCCUUGGAGCUCACCAGGCGCAUGAUGGCAUACGAUCGGCGUUUAGAGCCACGUGUGGGUGAGCGCGUACCUUAUGUUAUUGUGUACGGGGUGCCAGGAGUGCCGCUCAUACAGCUGGUUCGACGGCCUCUAGAGGUUCUACAGGACCCCAGCCUGCGCCUCAAUGCCACCUACUACAUCACCAAGCAGAUCUUACCGCCACUCGCACGGAUAUUUAACCUGAUCGGGGUGGAUGUGUUCAGCUGGUACCACGAGUUGCCCAGGGUACAGAAGGCGUGGAGCUCUGCGUGGGGUGGAGAGUCAGAGGAGGGCACAAGGAAAGGCACCAUCUCACAAUACUUAACUACGCUGCAUUGCCCGGUUUGUGAGGAGCUCACACAGCUGGGAGUGUGCGAGCAUUGCCGGGCCGAACCACAGCGUGUCGCUGUUACCCUGCACCAGGACCUGAGACUGUGGGAGAGUCAGCAAGAUCAGCUCUUAAAGAUAUGUAGAAGCUGCAGCGGUAGUGCAGAGCGUCAGGUCCCAUGUGUCUCAUUGGACUGCCCUGUUCUCUACAAGUUGUCUCGUGUUAAUCGACAACUUUCCAGAGGACCAUACCUUCGGCAACUUCUGGAGCAGUUCUAAUUGUUCGGCAGUCUGUCCUCCGUCUUCUUUUUUUCAGUAUCGCUUGUCAUUUUACUCUGGUGCUAAACGCUGUCAUUCAGCACAGGUUUGUGUGUAUCAUAGUUUGAAAAGGUGCUUUUUUUCCCCUUGUGACCUUUGGGCCUCUCCAUCUUUUACUGGUUGACUGUGUGGUACUGUAGCGCAGUGUGACUGAAGAGGCCUUAAUUACACAAGAGGAUGUGGACGAUGUUUGUGAUGUACCGUAUAUGACUUUGCUUUGUAGUCAUUGUUCAUUUCUGUCAUUUAAAAGUGUUCAUUAAUUUCAGUGAUAUUUCUGCAGACUGACAGCAUAAAUCCUCUCAAGACUGAACAUCGUAAGUGCUGUAGCAUUUUUUAAAUCAAAGAUAUUCAGUUCUGACUGAGUCGGAGUCUUGUUUGUCUCUAAUGAUAAAUGCUUUUUGUUUAUCAAAUCAGUCUCUUGUAAAUAAGCCGUGUAUAGUGAUCCAAAGUUCUGUCUGUCGGUACUGAUGAAAGUUUGGGAAAGGUUUUUUUUUUUAAAUCAAGACCUGACUAAGGAUUCCGCAUGUAUGUGCUGGAAAGAUGAGUUUUAUUUUGUCCAUUGUCCACACAGACAAGUCUGAAGACAAACAAGUCAGUAUCAGCCUUAACUUCUUGGACUUCUGCAAUAUGUUUGAUAAUUUAUGGCAAGAGUAUAUAUUGUCUGUGUGCAUAAUUAUUAUUAUUUUUUUUGUUAAAAUACUUUUCUAAUGCUUUCCUCUUUUCUAAACCAGACAUUGUAAAGACUGAGUCUUUCAUUUCCAGAUCUAUAGAGAACACAGUAUGUAUUUGUAAACUUGUAAAAAAAAAAAAAAACACACAAGGUGCUUUGUUUUUAAAAGAACAUAUGAGGGUGGAGAUAUAAAACUGAUAAAAUAAAAUUCAAAAGUUUUAAACA
Myxocyprinus asiaticus (Chinese sucker) is the source of this 10429-nucleotide messenger RNA. Its product is annotated as DNA polymerase zeta catalytic subunit-like. The coding region runs from base 439 to 9495 and encodes 3018 amino acids. The transcript has 32 exons. Gene Ontology annotation, molecular function: DNA binding; nucleotide binding; DNA-directed DNA polymerase activity. Gene Ontology annotation, cellular component: zeta DNA polymerase complex; nucleus. Gene Ontology annotation, biological process: error-prone translesion synthesis; double-strand break repair via homologous recombination. The record is from RefSeq and is a predicted model, not a curated record. NCBI's taxonomy places the organism in Eukaryota, Metazoa, Chordata, Actinopteri, Cypriniformes, Catostomidae.